Molecule: messenger RNA, 1202 nt
Organism: Protobothrops mucrosquamatus (brown spotted pit viper)
Lineage: Eukaryota; Metazoa; Chordata; Lepidosauria; Squamata; Viperidae
Product: coatomer subunit gamma-1-like
Exons: 12
Biological process (GO): intracellular protein transport; intra-Golgi vesicle-mediated transport; endoplasmic reticulum to Golgi vesicle-mediated transport
Cellular component (GO): COPI vesicle coat; Golgi membrane; endoplasmic reticulum-Golgi intermediate compartment
Source: RefSeq, a predicted model, not a curated record
GCGGACUGUCUAUCUAGCGCUGCCGUUUCCCAUAAUUUCUUGUCUGUCUAUCAUAGCAUCUUCCUUCUUCCCGGGCUAGGAUUAGGUUAAUCUUCUGCAGCUCCUUUUUUACCCGGUUCAGCACAUCCCCGGACAGGAUGCUAAAGAAAUUUGAUAAGAAGGACGAAGAAUCAGGUGGAGGUUCCAAUCCAUUCCAACACUUGGAAAAAAGUGCUGUGCUGCAAGAAGCCCGAGUAUUCAACGAGACACCUAUAAAUCCUCGGAAAUGCGCUCAUAUCCUCACAAAGAUUUUGUAUCUCAUAAAUCAGGGAGAGCAUCUUGGUGUGAUGGAAGCCACCGAAUCAUUCUUUGCCAUGACCAAACUGUUCCAGUCCAAUGAUCCAACUCUCCGCAGAAUGUGUUACCUGACCAUCAAAGAGAUGUCUAGCAUUUCAGAAGAUGUCAUUAUAGUAACUAGCAGUUUAACCAAAGAUAUGACAGGAAAGGAUGACAACUAUAGAGGCCCUGCUGUGCGAGCACUCUGCCAGAUUACAGAUAGCACCAUGCUCCAGUCUAUUGAGCGCUACAUGAAGCAGGCGAUCGUUGACAAGGUUUCCAGUGUCUCCAGCUCUGCCUUGGUGUCAUCUUUGCACCUUCUAAAGACGAGUUUUGAUAUAGUAAAACGUUGGGUGAAUGAAGCUCAGGAGGCAGCAUCUAGUGACAAUAUCAUGGUCCAAUAUCAUGCUCUUGGCUUGCUGUAUCACAUCCGCAAGAAUGAUCGCUUGGCUGUCAACAAGAUGCUAAACAAGUUCAUGCGUCAUGGGCUGAAGUCACCUUUUGCCUAUUGCAUGAUGAUUCGAGUCGCCAGUAAACUGCUUGAAGAAGAAGCUGGAGGCCGGGAUAGUCCCCUGUUUGAUUUCAUUGAAAACUGCUUACGGAACAAGCAUGAGAUGGUGGUCUAUGAAGCAGCAUCUGCCAUUGUUAACUUACCUGAAUGCACAGCUAAGGAACUAGCUCCUGCUGUGUCCGUGUUGCAGUUGUUCUGUAGUUCACCGAAAGCGGCUCUUCGCUACGCAGCCGUCCGAACCCUCAACAAGGUUGCCAUGAAGCAUCCAUCUGCUGUGACUGCCUGUAACCUUGACUUGGAGAAUCUUGUGACUGACUCCAACCGCAGCAUUGCUACUUUGGCCAUCACAACUCUACUGAAAACUGGCAAUGAGAGU